Messenger RNA from Myxocyprinus asiaticus (Chinese sucker), 3665 nucleotides. Its product is annotated as long-chain-fatty-acid--CoA ligase 1-like. Gene Ontology annotation, cellular component: endoplasmic reticulum; membrane. The transcript is spliced from 21 exons. NCBI's taxonomy places the organism in Eukaryota, Metazoa, Chordata, Actinopteri, Cypriniformes, Catostomidae. Gene Ontology annotation, biological process: long-chain fatty acid metabolic process; long-chain fatty-acyl-CoA biosynthetic process; very long-chain fatty acid metabolic process. The record is from RefSeq and is a predicted model, not a curated record. Gene Ontology annotation, molecular function: arachidonate-CoA ligase activity. The coding region runs from base 81 to 2174 and encodes 697 amino acids.
UCUCUAAAUAAGAGCUGUGCGGACGCAACAGACAAGCCACUCAGUUAGUUGCAGUAAGUGGUUCCCACCCUUGCAAAACAAUGCAGGCCCAGGAUCUGAUCCGGCACUUGCGGAUGCCUGAGCUGGAUGACGUGAGGCAGUAUGUGCGGAGUAUUCCCACCAACACUCUCAUGGGCAUGGGCGCCUUCGCAGCCAUCACCACCUACUGGCUGGCCACCCGCCCCAAAGCCCUCAAACCACCCUGUGACCUCAGCAUGCAGUCUGUGGAGAUACCAGGUGGUGAAUAUGCUCGGCGUUCUAUUCUACUAGACUGUGACACAUACAUGGCAUACUACUAUGAUGACGCUCGGACAAUGUAUGAGUUUUUCUUACGAGGACUAAGAGUGUCCAAAAAUGGGCCAUGUCUAGGGUCACGAAAACCAAACCAGCCGUAUAAAUGGCUCUCAUAUAAAGAGGUGGCAGACAGGGCAGAGUUCACAGGUUCAGCAUUGCUUCACAGGGGUCACAGCCAGUCAGGAGACAAAUAUAUUGGCAUCUUUGCACAGAACAGACCAGAGUGGACAAUUUCAGAGCUGGCAUGUUAUACAUAUUCACUGGUGGCGGUUCCACUAUAUGAUACACUGGGCACAGAGGCCAUCAGUUACAUCAUUGACAAAGCCACCAUCUCCACGGUGAUCUGUGAUAUCGCGGAUAAAGCUCGUCUAAUCCUGGACUGUGUGUCUGGACGGAAGCACAGCGUCUCGACCAUUGUGAUCAUGGAGGACUUUAACAGCGAGCUGAUCGCACUGGCACAACAGAACGGCAUUGAGAUAGUGAGCCUAAAGGAACUGGAGGCUAUUGGUAGAGCCAACUACAAGAUGCCCAUUCCCCCUAAACCAGAGGACCUGGCUCUAAUUUGCUUCACCAGUGGAACUACAGGAAAUCCAAAGGGAGCAAUGCUCACACAUGGAAAUGUUGUUUCCAAUUGUGCCGCUUUCAUAAAAGUAACAGAGGUACAUUGCAUGCUUAACCAGACAGACAUUCAGAUUUCUUACCUACCACUAGCACACAUGUUUGAAAGAGUGGUUGAGGGAGUGCUUCUGGUCCAUGGGGCCAGGAUAGGGUAUUUUCAGGGUGAUAUUCGUCAGCUGAUGGAUGAUUUGAAGACUCUUAAGCCCACUGUGUUUCCUGUAGUGCCCAGACUACUAAACCGCAUGUUUGACAAGAUCUUCGGACAGGCGAACACUCCUCUUAAAAGAUGGCUGCUGGAUUUUGCCACCAGCAGGAAAGAGGCGGAGUUGAGGAGUGGAGUUGUGAGGAAGGACAGCAUGUGGGAUAAACUCAUCUUCAGCAAAGUGCAGGCCAGUCUGGGUGGGCGCGUGAGGCUAAUGAUCACAGGAGCUGCUCCAGUCUCUCCCACUGUACUCACCUUCCUGCGAGCAGCAUUGGGCUGCCAGUUUUAUGAGGGUUAUGGGCAGACAGAGUGUACUGCAGGCUGCUCUAUGUCACUUCCUGGAGACUGGACAGCAGGUCAUGUGGGAACGCCGCUGCCCUGCAACUUUGUUAAGCUCAUGGAUGUGGCUGAAAUGAAUUAUUUUGCAGCCAAUGGAGAGGGAGAGGUUUGUGUGAAAGGAUCAAACGUAUUUCAAGGUUAUCUGAAGGACCCAGAGAGAACCGCAGAGGCCUUAGGUAAAGACGGCUGGCUGCACACUGGAGACAUCGGCAAAUGGCUUCCGAAUGGGACUCUGAAGAUCAUAGACAGGAAAAAACACAUCUUUAAGCUGGCUCAGGGUGAAUACAUCGCUCCUGAGAAGAUUGAGAACAUCUAUAUCCACAGUGAUCCUGUUGCACAGAUCUUUGUACAUGGAGACAGUCUACAGGCAUGUUUGGUGGGUAUUGUGGUACCUGAUCCAGACUUUCUGCCAGGAUGGGCAAAGAAAAGAGGGAUUGAGGGCUCCUACGUCGAAAUGUGCAAGAACAAGGAACUGAAAAAUGCCAUUCUAGAGGAUAUUAUUCGACUAGGGAAAGAAGCCGGACUGAAGUCUUUUGAACAGGUGAGAGACAUUGCUCUGCACACGGAGAUGUUCUCUGUUCAGAACGGACUCCUCACGCCAACACUGAAAGCUAAGAGAGCAGAGCUGAGGAGCCACUUCAGAGAGCAAAUCGACCAGCUCUAUGCCAAAAUCAAAAUGUGAACAACGAGAGAAAGAGACAUCUCGUCUACACUGAGUCCAAGCGACGUGAUGCAACAAAACUAACAAUAAUAGUUUGUUGAUUCUUUUUUUAUAAUUUUUUUUUUUUUUUGCAUUUUUUUUUGUUGCAUUUUUAUCCCCUUUUCUCCCCAAUUUGGAAUGCCCAAUUCCCACUACUUAGUAGGUCCUCGUGGUGACGCGGUUACUCGCCUCAAUCCGGGUGGCGGAGGACAAGUCUCAGUUGCCUCUGCUUCUGAUACAGUCAAUCCGUGCAUCUUAUCAGGUGGCUCACUGUGCAUGACACCAUGGAGAUUCCGCAUGUGGAGGCUCAUGCUACUCUGCACGAUCCACGCACAACUUACCACGUGCCCCAUUGAGAGCGAGAACCCCUAAUCAUGACCACGAGGAGGUUACCCCAUGUGACUCUAUCCUCCGUAGCAACCAGGCCAAUUUGGUUGCUUAGGAGACCUGGCUGGAGUCACUCAGCACACCCUAGAUUCAAACUCACGACUCCAGGGGUGGUAGUCAGCAUCAAUACUCGCUGAGCUACCCAGGCAGCUUUGUUGAUUAUAAGUGGAGCAGUCAAGUUUUGUUGCUUUGUUAUAUCACUCACUUAUAACGUAGGCACGGUGAGAGAGGGGAAGGACCACUGCAGAUAUUCUUGGAUUCUCCUAAGCCUAAAGUGAAACUAUUGCACACACAAUGAAGCCCACUUGAAGUCCUAAAGUGCAAUUAAGAUUUUCUUCACUUGGGGGUGCCACAGUUGACUCUCAGAAGAGGGGAAACACAAUCUCGUCAGCAAAGCACAUACCAAACAUUUCAUGUGCCCUACAAUUUUUCUGUGAUUACAAUUAGGCAAGCCAAAACAAAAGUAUACCAACCCAAUGCCUUAGGCCAGUGAAUGCCUUCUAUCUAACAAACAUACUGUACCUAGAGCACACCCUCAAGUCUGAUUUUAGUAGUGUGAAAAGGUAUUACUUGUAUAUAAAAUCAAAUGAAAGACUGAUUCCAAAAGUGCUUUUACACAGACAUUUACAUUAAAAUCUAUUCAUAUACUAAGUGGUUUCAUUUCUACUUAAAUUUACCCCUGAAUAAAAGGUUCUGUAAAGUGACAACUAACAUAAAUGUCUAGUCCUGAUUGUUAGUCACAAGUCUGGUAAGUUUUUGGAAAAUGUCAGGCUCUUACAAAGUUGCUCCACCCUAUCAUAUUCCUAAAUGGACUUUACUGAUUUCAACAGAGAUAUAACACAAUGAAUAAAUUAUUUCCUCUGGAAUUUAUGACUUCUUGUCGAUGCCAAAAUUCCACUGAAAGCACUUUGAUAUCUCGGUACAUCUCAACAGUGCCUCUCUCCUAGAGAGUAAUGCUUGUAUAUAGGUUAUCUAUUUAUGUUUUAAAUGUUUGAGUUCAGAUUAAUGUAAAUGAAAAUUGUGUAAAUUGUUCUUUGUAGCAUGCAAGUGUAAUAAUGGAAAUAAAAUAAUGACAUUGUAUCUUAA